AUGAGUCAAAGGAAGCAUUCGGAGACUGGUAUCACCGACGAGGCGGCCAUUGAGGGCCAUGACCUGAUUCACAACGCCGAGAUUGAGGAACAGAGGGCCCACGGCGACCAUGCAUUGACCCAACCAGACGAGGGCGAUGAGCCACUCAACGUAACGAAACAGGCCGAGCCUACCGCGAGCUCUGGCCAAGGCCGUCGCCAUUCAACGAUGGACAAGGUGAAGGAGGCACUGCAUCUGAAGAAAUAAAGAAAGGAAGUCGAAAACAAUAUAAAAAAACAUCGAGUUGAUGCUGGGCGGAUGGGCACUCUGGAUGGUGGGACAAAACAAAGAAAAACCACAAAAGAAAAGGGCACGUGUGUGUGACAUUUCGGAAAGUGUAUUAUAUGAAUUCCCCACAUCCGCCCUCGAUAUCGUCGUCGGGGUUCGACGCAGUAGGAAUUAUUUCCUCGAUAAUUGAAUUUUCCAUCUUC
This is a messenger RNA of Trichoderma virens Gv29-8, 470 nucleotides long. RefSeq lists its product as uncharacterized. The record is from RefSeq and is a predicted model, not a curated record. The transcript has 2 exons. NCBI's taxonomy places the organism in Eukaryota, Fungi, Ascomycota, Sordariomycetes, Hypocreales, Hypocreaceae. Bases 1 to 246 code for a protein of 81 amino acids.